GUCACGCACUUCAAGGUCGUUGAAACCAACAAGACAACGAAAAACCCAAAUCAUAUAUCACUGUAUAUAUAUAAAUACACUUCGCUUCCUUCUCUCUCCAUUUUACCAUUUUACUUUUAGAAACCAAAUAGCUUCCUUGCUGCUUGGUCUUCCGAAUUCCAAUGGCGCUUUCCAGAAAACUUUUUCAGCACCGGAGCUCCGUAUCCGUCUUUGGAGCCCGAUCCAUGUCGUGGUGGCGGAGCGUGGAGCCAGCUCCAAAGGAUCCGAUUCUCGGCGUCACAGAGGCCUUCCUCGCCGAUCCCAGUCCCGAAAAAAUCAAUGUUGGAGUUGGUGCGUACCGAGAUGAUAAGGGCAAGCCAGUUGUUCUCGAAUGCGUCAGAGAAGCAGAGCGGAGAAUUGCGGGAAACUUGAACAUGGAGUAUCUUCCUAUGGGAGGAAGUGUGAACAUGGUUGAAGAAACAUUGAAGCUGGCCUAUGGGGAGAAUUCUGAGCUCAUUAAAGAUAAAAGGAUAGCAGCAGUGCAAGCUCUCUCGGGGACAGGUGCAUGCCGUCUUUUCGCAGACUUUCAAAAGCGUUUUUGUCCAGAUUCUCAAAUCUAUAUACCAGUGCCUACAUGGGCCAACCAUCAUAACAUCUGGAGAGAUGCUCAUGUCCCUCAAAAGACUUUCCAUUACUAUCACCCACAGUCUAAGGGGUUGGACUUUGCAGGACUGGUUGACGACAUAAAGAAUGCUCCAAAUGGCUCGUUCUUUCUGCUUCAUGCGUGUGCUCACAAUCCUACUGGAGUGGAUCCUUCAGAGGAACAAUGGAAAGAGAUCUCAAAAAAGAUUAAGGAAAAGGGCCAUUUUCCUUUCUUUGACAUGGCAUAUCAAGGUUUUGCUAGUGGUGACCCAGAGAGAGAUGCGAAAGCCAUCAGGAUUUUUCUUGAGGAUGGCCAUCUACUUGGAAUUGCCCAAUCAUAUGCCAAAAAUAUGGGACUUUAUGGCCAGAGAGUAGGAUGUCUUAGCGUGCUUUGUGAGGAUGAAAAACAGGCAGUGGCUGUAAAAAGCCAGUUGCAGAUGCUUGCCAGACCCAUGUAUAGUAAUCCACCUGUUCAUGGAGCGCUUAUAGUUUCAACGAUCCUUGGUGAUCCGGACUUGAAGAAGUUAUGGCUCAAGGAAGUUAAGGGCAUGGCAGAUCGCAUCAUUGGAAUGCGAACUGCUCUACGAGAGAACCUUGAGAAACUUGGGUCACCCUUAUCAUGGGAGCACAUAACUAAUCAGAUUGGUAUGUUUUGCUAUAGUGGAAUGACACCUGAACAGGUUGAUCGCUUGACAAAUGAAUUUCAUAUCUAUAUGACUCGCAAUGGUCGAAUAAGUAUGGCGGGUGUUACAACUGGUAAUGUUGGAUAUUUGGCAAAUGCUGUACAUGAAGUCACAAAAUCAGCUUAGAGAUCCAGUCAUAGGUCACAUACUCCUCAACAGGAUAUACGAACUUUAGCAGAUACUGAUUUUCAUAUCUUUUUCAUCUCCUUAUGAUAGAGAUAAGGAAGGAGAAAUAAACUACAACCACCAUUGAUGCGCUCUUCUCAGUUUCUUCCUCCAUUUUUUUAUUGUACCGGAGGGUAGUUUUUAUCUGGGUUACACAUUAAGUCCUGUAAUUCAAGAAGCACAAAAUAAAGAGCGACAUUUUAUCCAUAUCA
Molecule: messenger RNA, 1681 nt
Organism: Prunus avium (sweet cherry)
Lineage: Eukaryota; Viridiplantae; Streptophyta; Magnoliopsida; Rosales; Rosaceae
Gene: ASP1
Product: aspartate aminotransferase 1
Biological process (GO): biosynthetic process; amino acid metabolic process
Cellular component (GO): mitochondrion
Molecular function (GO): L-aspartate:2-oxoglutarate transaminase activity; pyridoxal phosphate binding
Source: RefSeq, a predicted model, not a curated record